UGUCAUUCAAAACCACAAAGUGAAACUGACUGGCAAUUUUUCAAGACAAAAGCCGGAAAUCACUGUAGAAAGCGUAAUUUAAUUCAUAAAAGAGAAAUUAAAUCAUGUCUUUCUUAGCCAAACAGUUCGGCAAAAGGGUGCUUUUACCGGCACUUUCUACAGUAAAGAAAGUGAACCUUUCCACAACCAGUGUUGCCCUUACCCCGAAGGUUCAGAAGCCCGCCCCAGACUUUGCAGCGACAGCUGUAGUGAACGGAGAAUUCAAUAACCUCAAGCUGGCUGACUUUAGUGGGAAAUAUGUUGUCUUACUCUUCUACCCGUUGGAUUUCACCUUUGUCUGCCCCACGGAGCUGAUCGCAUUCAGCGACCGAUCAAAAGACUUCGCCAACAUCGACUGUCAGGUUCUCGGAGUGUCCACUGACUCGGAGUUCAGCCAUCUUGCCUGGAUCAAUACACCCAGGAAGGACGGUGGUUUGGGAAAACUAGACAUUCCUCUUCUGGCCGACUACAAAAAGAAGAUGUCCCAGGACUAUGAUGUUCUAUUGGAUGACGGCUUCGCGCUGCGUGGCCUCUUCGUGAUCGAUAGGAACGGUAUCCUCCGUCACAUGUCCAUCAACGACUUGCCAGUCGGCCGCUCCGUCGAGGAAACUCUGCGACUAGUGAAGGCCUUCCAGUUCUCCGAUAAACACGGACAAGUGUGCCCAGCCAAUUGGGACCCAGACACGAACUCUGACACAAUCAAACCGAGCCCUAAGGAAAGCAAGGAGUACUUCAAUAAAGCUAACUAAAUAAUUAUCUAGGCUGUAUGCUGUAUUCAAUCUUGGGGGCAUUUAUAUUAAGUCCAUUUUUGCAUGGCAUGGACAAAAAAUUUGAAACUAUGAAAGGCUCGGAACCGGUUUUUUCUUCCUACAAGAAAUACGUAUUAUUACGUUUAUUGGUUUAUUAUUUCAUUUUGAAUUGGACGAUCUGAUAAUACGAAGAUGUUACCUACAUACAUAAUUCAGUCUUAAAGAGCAUAAAAUGAUUAAAAAUAUUGGGCUAUUUCGGGGUUCUGAAAAAAAAAACCGGUUCCGUGCCCUGGCUAUCUAAGAGAGCAAAAUAGUUAUUAUUAAGGUGGCAUCUAACUGUCUGUGAAGGGUUAAAUGUAAAAGAAACGUGGUCACAGCUUCGAGCAACACUGGCUUCCGACAUUGUGGGAAGGGAGGAGCCCAAGCGAUAUCUUACCGUACAAAAUCGUUCUGCUAUUUUUUGCGGGGGGAAACGUGCACACAGUCGCACUUAUACUACAUAAAAAAUCCAAUCUGUAAUGACGACAAAAAUACAUAGAUAAUGACACACGUCAAAGACAAAUCUUGCACACCUCGAUCUCUUUUUGUGUAUGAAUCGCAUCGCGCUUCUGUGCUUCGGCAGAGGGAAAAUAGUGCGAAUGCCGACUCCCUUCCCGCUGUUGCUCGAAGGUUCAAAGUCUCAAUAAAUAGAUAGGCUCUGUGAAGUACUCGAAAUCUUUAUUUAAAGUAGUUAAGAAUACAUCAUCUGUUAAGUUA
Molecule: messenger RNA, 1544 nt
Organism: Cydia strobilella
Lineage: Eukaryota; Metazoa; Arthropoda; Insecta; Lepidoptera; Tortricidae
Product: peroxiredoxin-2-like
Exons: 7
Coding region: 105-788 (227 amino acids)
Biological process (GO): cell redox homeostasis; response to oxidative stress; hydrogen peroxide catabolic process
Cellular component (GO): cytosol; mitochondrion
Molecular function (GO): thioredoxin peroxidase activity
Source: RefSeq, a predicted model, not a curated record